UCUCCCACCAGCCACCCAUGGGACACAGUCAUCAAGGCUGCCAUGAGGAAGUACCCGAAUCCGAUGAACCCCUGUGUCGUGGGAGUCGAUGUGUUGGAGCGCAGCGUGGACGGCCGCGGCCGGCUGCACAGCCACCGCCUCCUGAGCACGGAGUGGGGGCUGCCGGGCCUUGUGAGAGCGCACCGUGACAGACUGCAGCCUGGCUGUAUCAUUUGUUGGAUUUUGGGGACCAGUAGGACUUUGACGUACAUUAAAGAACAUUCGAUUGUGGACCCGGUGGAAAAGAAGAUGGAGCUUUGCUCUACCAAUAUCACACUCACAAACUUGGUAUCAGUGAAUGAGAGAUUGGUAUACACACCCCAUCCAGAGAACCCUGAAAUGACUGUGCUCACACAAGAAGCCAUCAUCACUGUGAAGGGCAUCAGCCUAGGCAGCUAUCUGGAAAGUUUAAUGGCCAACACAAUAUCAUCCAAUGCACAGAAGACGCCUCGCCUAAAAAACCAAAUGAAGGAAGGAAAGAGAAAGGAAUACAGACGCGAGGCUCAGCGGUCGUUCGCCGGCGGUCCCGGUCGGGAGACGCGUGUGGUCUGCCGGUCACCGCCUCCGCCGGCUUCCGCGCUGCGACCUCGCGAGCGCAGUUCCGGAGGCUGCGCCCUACGCAGCGGCAGGAUGACGUCGCAGUUCGAGGACAGGUCCGCCCCGCCGCGCCAGGCGCCUCGUCUGCUGUCCCAGAGCAGCAGCUCCUCGGGAUCCUAUUAAACAGCUUUUCUCUUUUCCGACACCUCCCGUUUCCCGCACGUGCUCCUUCACCAAUAGCCGUCACCACGAGUCCCCGCACACACGUCUGGCCGCCGCCUGUCACGUCAGACGCUGUCGCCGCCCAUCCUCUGCCCUCAUCACUGCAUGUCCCACGCGUCAGCUGUGGCAGGGCGGCCACCGGCGCGGCAGCAGCCAAGGUGCCUGAGGGUGCACGCUGUCCGCUCCGCUUUAAGACUUCCAGCUGGACGUGUAGUUUCCCCAUUUUCAAAAGUAAACUGUAAAAUCUCUUUCGGUGCAUUUCUAGUGAGAACUGUAGAGAAGGCUUCUGCCAUAAAGGGUGGGUAGGACUGCUCCUUACCUCGCUUUUUAGGCAUUGCUUUUUGAUAAUAGUACUUCUAAUCCAAAGUGAAAUUAAAUUUAUAUUUUUCUCAAACUUUUUUCAUAGUUUAAGAUACAAGAGUUAAAAAGAUUUAUGGCAAAAAGAAGCCCGCUUACCUUUUCUGCAAAGCACGCUCUUCUUUCAACUCUGAGUAGCUUCAAGCAUUUCCUGCCAGACUUCUAAAUAAACGUUUUCUGCUGUUUUGAUUCAA
Messenger RNA from Manis javanica (Malayan pangolin), 1349 nucleotides. It is a transcript of the gene PRELID3A, whose product is annotated as PRELI domain containing 3A. The record is from RefSeq and is a predicted model, not a curated record. NCBI's taxonomy places the organism in Eukaryota, Metazoa, Chordata, Mammalia, Pholidota, Manidae. Gene Ontology annotation, cellular component: mitochondrial intermembrane space.